Molecule: messenger RNA, 1592 nt
Organism: Vombatus ursinus (common wombat)
Lineage: Eukaryota; Metazoa; Chordata; Mammalia; Diprotodontia; Vombatidae
Gene: DNASE2
Product: deoxyribonuclease 2, lysosomal
Exons: 6
Coding region: 124-1305 (393 amino acids)
Biological process (GO): apoptotic DNA fragmentation
Molecular function (GO): deoxyribonuclease II activity
Source: RefSeq, a predicted model, not a curated record
GUGGGCGGCGUGAUUUAGGGAAGUGAGAGUUUGUGAAUCUCGAGGGCCCAGUCUUGUGAUCAGCCAGGGGGCCGCCUGUUCUCGGUCCUGGGGGCCCUCCCCCGCCCAUCUCAGGGCUGACUUAUGGACUCCCGUCUACGCAGGGGUGGAGCCCAGAUCUGCCAGAACUGUUACACCAUGGGGACCCCACCUCCACCACCCAAGCCCCUGUCCUCUUGUUUCAGACCUCCUCACCUCAUGACGACCCUCCUGCUCCUGGCAGGGCUCCUGCGGGCCGCCGCCGCCGCCACCACCAUCUCCUGCUAUGGAGACGCUGGACAGCCUGUGGACUGGUUUGUGACCUACAAGCUACCAGCCCUGCCUGAUUCCUUGAAAGGACUCAACUACAUGUACCUGGAUGGAAACAGUGGGGGCUGGCAAGAGGGUGCCAUCUCCAUUGACAGCACCCAGGGGGCUGUGGGACGGACCAUGAAUCAGCUGUACCAAGGCAACUUGAGUGAGCUGGCUUACCUACUGUACAAUGACCAGCCACCCUUAGGUAAUGGAGGCCCUGAUACCACCUACCGAGGACACACCAAGGGUGUGCUUCUUCUGAACAGAGAUAGUGGCAUCUGGUUGGUCCACAGCGUCCCUCACUUCCCACCACAUGCUAACUCAUCCUAUAACUGGCCCCAAACUGCCCAGACCUAUGGACAGACCCUACUCUGUGUCACUUUCACCUAUAGCCAGUUCCGAGAGAUUGGCAAACAGCUGACCUACACCUAUCCCCAGGUAUAUGACUACAGGCUAGAAGGAACCUUUGCCCAGGACCUGCCGGAGCUAAAACGUGCUGCUGAAGGUCACCAUGUGGGCCAGGGCCCCUGGAAUCGAGGUGUCACUCUCACCUCAAGAGCCGGGGUUGUCUUCCAGAGUUUUGCCAAGUUUAAUGACUUCCAAGAUGACCUGUAUUCUGGCUGGCUGACCACAGCUCUGGGUAGUGACCUGUUUGUCCAGUUCUGGCCCAGAACAAGUAAAGUGCUGCCUUCCAACUGUUCUGGCCCCUUCCAUGUGUUAAAUGUGCUGGAGCUGGCCUUCCCUGACUCAACUAUGCCUCCCUUCAGUGCCACCCAUGACCAUGCCAAGUGGUGUGUGGCACUCAACAGCACCUGGACCUGCAUAGGGGAUCUGAACCGCAACUAUGCAGAGGAGCAUCGUGGCGGGGGUACACUCUGUUCCCAAAUGCCUGCCCUGUGGAAAGCCUUCCGGCCACUGGUGAGAAAAUUUGAGCCCUGUUCAUCAUUAACACCUGAGAUCAGGGGUCAUUGAGGGCAGAGGGCAGGGAGAACCCUGGCCCAACCCCUCACAGGGCAGUCUACCUACUCCUGCUCCCAGGAGAGAAUAGAGUAACUGGGAGUCUCCCUGAAAUGUGUGAUCUGUCCUCUGCCCCAUGAGAGCAUGUCUCAUACUCUUCAUUUUCUGCCACACUUUUCCUGUGCCUGAAUUGCCCUCCCCGUCCAACUCUUCCCUUAGUGAAUUCUUAUCCUUUCUUUGUUUUGGAGGCAAUCGGGGUUAAGUGACUUGCCCAGGGUCACACAGAUAGUAAGUGUCUGAGG